AUGAGCAGGACUCUUUGCCCCCCGCACGCCCGAGGAAGGAAUCUCAGCCCGGCUCUGCUCCAGGAGCUGGAGAAGCUAGAGAAGGACGCCGACAGCCGUAAAUCCGCACUCAAGGCACUGAAGUCGUACGUCAAGGAUCUGGACACCAAGGCGAUUCCUCUCUUCCUGGCCCAAGUCUCUGAAACCAAGGAACAGCCGGGGGCAUCCUUCGGCGAGCACACCAUCUCCCUCUACGAGGUCCUCGCCCGCGUCCACGGCCCCAACAUCGUCCCUCAGAUCGAGAGCAUCAUGGCCAGCAUCGUCAAAACCCUCCAUUCCAGCGCUGGUUCCUUCCCUCUGCACCAGGCCUGCUCCAAAGUGGCCCCGGCCAUCGCUCGCUACGCCAUCGACCCUUCUUCGACCGCCGGCGAGGCGAAGGCGAGGAUAAUCCGAUCCCUUUGCAAGCCUCUCUCGGACGUCCUGAUGGGCCCCGCCGAGUGCGUCGCUUCAGGCGCAGCCCUCUGCCUGAAGGUCCUCGUGGAGUCCGACAACUGGCGGUUCGCCUCCGACGAGAUGGUUAACGAGGUGUGCCUCAAGGUUUCCGGGGCUAUGGAGGAGGCUGCGACCCAGACGAAUGCCCACAUGGGUCUGGUGAUGGCUCUGUCGAAGCACAGCAUCUUCGUCCUGGAGGCCUACGCCAGAUCCCUUCUAAGGUCAGGGUUGAGGAUUCUGACCACGGGCACUGCGGAGGUCAACUCCCAGAGGCGAUUCUCGGCCAUUCAGAUGAUCAACUUCUUGAUGAAGUGCGUUGACUCGAGGAGCAUCGCCUCGGAGCUCGACUCCGUGGUGGAGGUCAUGGAGCAGUGCAACAACGACGACCGCCUGCUGUUCAUCAGAGGCGCAGCCUUUGAGGCGUUGCAGACGGCCAAGCUUGUUGCAGCUCAGGAGAGCUCGAGGUACGAGAAGGGCUGGACGCUGCCGCCUGCCAUGGAAGUAUCAGAGACUCCACUCUCCGGCGGGGGCUCUGGAUAUGCUUCGCCUGAGUCGAGGACGAUUGAUUCUUUUCUGGCCAGCGAGGGCUUCCCGUGGUCUCCUCUAUCAUCAGUAGGGCAGUCCAGCUGUGACCUUGGGCACCCUCGGAGGUCCAGUAGGAAGCUUUGGAUUAACAACAAUGGCGGUGUUGAUGUGUCACUGAAGGAUGGGUUAUUCUCUGAAUCUAUGUCUGCAAUCGACAGCCCGAGGCAACGACCCAGAGAAGGCACCGGCGAACAAUCCGUGGGAUUCUGUGGUUUUUCUCAGGCAAAUAACACCAGUGUUGAUGUGAAACGACAGGAUGUGAUGGCUCCCCAGGUGAGUCUGAUUUAGGAAUUAAAAGCUGCCUUGUGUUGCUAGAAUUCCUCUGGCGUCUGACUGGUUUGAUCAUGCGGUCCACUUACCCAUCUGUUCAUCGCAAUCAGACGCCACAAAAAGUUCAUCUCUUUCGCUUGAAUCAUGAUCUGCACUCAAGAAUCUGAAGUCUCCAUCUUUUUCUCUCUUUUAUUUUUUGUCUAGCGACCCAGAUCGCCAAUGUCCAUAAACAGCAUGAAGCUGUAUGCAACCCCGAGGAAGCUCAUCAGAUCGCUCCAGGAUCCUGGUGAGGAAGACCUUGAAUGCCCUCAGAAGCAGCCAGGCAGUGCCCCCAACAGCCUGAGCUCGGAUGAAAUCGAGUGGAACCCCACCGAGGCUCAAGCCGGUGGGGGUGGCCAUUCUAAUGAUACCAAUAGCCCUCAGUCUGGUGAGUAUGACAACGCCGAUGAUGAGGAUAUGCUGGAGCGUUCUGAGUCGGUAUCAUCUUGUGGGGAGACACCCGAGGGCACAACUGCUGGCAAUGCCUCCGAAGAAGCAAUCUGUGAAGAGAAUAAUGGAGUUCAAAGUGUGCGCACAAGAGGGAGAGCAUUCUGCAGGCUUACAGUCACUUUAGUCUUCACUCUCCUCUGGAUCAUGGCCGCAUUGGUCUUGCUGGUCGCCCAGAUUAACCAGGAUGAGGGCCGCCUUGGUGUGGUUCCAACUUGA
Messenger RNA from Spirodela intermedia, 2031 nucleotides. NCBI's taxonomy places the organism in Eukaryota, Viridiplantae, Streptophyta, Magnoliopsida, Alismatales, Araceae. The record is from the annotation of a GenBank genome assembly.